GACUACCAGUUGUUUCUACCUUCAGCAUCUCCUGCUUCCGCUGCCCUCUCGGGGUCACAAUAACAAAGAGUGCGGAGCCCACGCCAGCCCCUGCGCCCAGCACUGCGACCGUGAUCAGCAUUUUCCUCAAGGACUGCAUGGCCGCCUGCGCAGCCAGCGGGGUGCCCGCCAGAGUCCCCAGCAGCUGCGAGCCGCCGCCGCGCCGUCUCACUGCCCGCCUGCGCAGGCUAGAGCGCCCGAUAGCGGAAACCAUAGAGAAGCGGCGGGAUAGAGAGGACCUGCUCAAGGAAACAUUUAGAAUCCGGAGCGCCUGGGUCUCAGGUUUAGCUGAGGGCGUUGAGGAUGUGAAGAGGUGCUGGCACCAACGGCUGAGCGCGGGGACCUUGUGUCCUCAAUUUCAGAGUAGGAUUGCUAGGGGAAGAGUGCGUGUCUUCAUGGUUGCUGUGGGUUUUAUGAUUGUCCACUUUUGUGUCUUCCGAAGUUUCCCAUCAGUAGAGGGCCGAGCUGUGCUCUGGUUUUCUGCAGUCACCCGCGUAUUUUCAACACGGCGCGUGGAGGUUAUCCACACACAAACACAUGUCAAUCUAUUACCCUCUCCAUCCCCUCAACUCUGGAAUAAACACUCAAAGUCAAGUGUACUGGUUGGAGAAACAGGGAGCAGCGAGGAGGAUGGGCUUUGGAAUAGAAAUAGCCUAGGUUCCUCCCAGCAUCCAGAAAGUCCCAGGCUGCCCAACCCUCUCGGGGACAGAGGAGAGAUUGGCAAGGCUGAAGGUCACCAGGAUAUUCAGGUUUUCUCUCAAAAGUCCCACCUGCCAUCUAUUGUGGUGGGAGCCUCUGAGGUGAAUGAAGUGAGUGGGGAUCUCCACUGGCCCCAUGAGGAGCUGCUGCUGCUCACUGAUGGUGAGGAAGAGGAGGUGGAGGCCUUUUUCCAAGACCAAAUUCAAGAGCCAGGCUGGGUUUGGAGCCCACAGGAUGCUAGAUCUCCUUUAAGAACAUUUAGUGCUGGACUCAGCUGGGGGCAGGACCAGGAUGAGGAAGAUGCUUGUUGGAUUCCUGAGGACACAGAGUGUCAGGAAGCCACCAACCACGGUCCUUUCUGGGACUCGGCAACAGGGUCCCGGGUUUGCAGAAGCAGCUUUGUGGAAUAUUCCCAUCUCCUGCCUCCCAGUAGCUUUGAGGGAGCUGAAGAAGAAGUUGUUCAAACGCCGGCGGGUGUUGAAUCGGGAGCGGCGUCUGAGGCACCGGGUGAUCGGGGCUGUGAUAGACCAAGGGCUGAUCACGAGGCACCACCUCAAGAAGCGAGCGUCCAGUGCACGUGCCAAUAUUACUCUGUCCGGGAAGAAGCGCAGAAAACUCCUGCAGCAGAUCCGGCUUGCCCAGAAAGACAAGGCAGCCAUGGAAGUGGAAGCCCCUACAAAGCCAGCCAGGACUAGUGAACCACAGCUCAAAAGGCAAAAGAAGACGAAAGCCCCUCAGGAUGUAGAAAUGAAGGACCUUGAAGAUAAGAGCUAAACCUCUUCCACUAGAAGAUUCUCAACUGGAGCCAGCCUUCAGACUCGGUGGCUGUUUCAGAGCACUUUGAUAAAAGCAGUGCUCCUUUUCACUCUCCAGAUUUCUUCCUCCCUAAUGGCCUACUGACCUCCCCUAGAGGGAUGUCUUUGGGAGGGAAGAAAGUUGAGAAAGAUUGGAGAAGGGCCUCUGCAGCAGUCAACUUCAUUUGUAAUAAAGCCCUAGCACUCUGA
Callithrix jacchus (white-tufted-ear marmoset) is the source of this 1742-nucleotide messenger RNA. RefSeq names its product LBH domain containing 1 (gene LBHD1). The record is from RefSeq and is a predicted model, not a curated record. Lineage: Eukaryota; Metazoa; Chordata; Mammalia; Primates; Cebidae. Gene Ontology annotation, cellular component: nucleus. Gene Ontology annotation, biological process: positive regulation of DNA-templated transcription.